AUGCAAGUGGAUACUGGAGCCACUGUUUCUAUAAUAUCAGAGACAUGGUGUAAAACGUUUAUGCCACAUAAGCAACUGGAAGAAACGUUUAUGGAUUUAAGAACAUAUUCAGAAGAAAGAAUUGUGCUGAUAGGUAAGACAGAUGUGGAAGUAAAAUACAAGGAGCAGUCAGUAGUGCUUCCGGUGGUUGUUACUAAAGGAAGUAAGGCAGCGCUGCUGGGGCGAAAUUGGUUGAAAGUUCUUAAAUUAGACUGGGCCAGUCUUUUUCAAAUUAAAAGUCUUGAACCACUGUCACUAAAGGAGGUUUUGGUUAAACACAAAAAGAUAUUUGAAGUAGGGCUAGGGACAAUCAAAAAUUUCAAAGCACAAAUUAAAAUGAAGCCGGAUAUUAGUCCUAAGUUCCAUAAAGCAAGGCCUGUGCCAUAUUCACUUAAACAAGCUGUUGAACUUGAACAGGAUAGAUUAGAGAAGGCUGGAAUAAUUUCUAAAAUUGAAAGCAGCAAUUGGGCUGCCCCAAUCGUAGUGGUACCAAAAGGUGAUCAGUCACUCAGAAUAUGUGGUGACUAUAAAAUUACAGUAAAUCAAAGUAUAGAAGAGGAACAGUACCCACUGCCUACAGCAGAAGAUUUGGUUGCUACUCUUGCUGGGGGUAGGCUGUUUACCAAAUUAGACUUGUCGCAUGCUUACCAACAGUUAGAGCUGGAUGAGAAGUCAAAACAAUACCUGGUGGUCAACACCCAUAAGGGUUUAUACUGCUACAACAGAUUGUCAUAUGGAGUUUCCAGUGCACCUGCCAUUUUUCAGUUGGUAAUGGACCAGAUUUUACAAGGAUUAGAACAUGUCACAUGUUUUCUGGAUGACAUCCUAAUUACUGCUAAAACAGCACAGCAGCAUUUACAGAUUUUGGAUGCAGUGUUGUCAAGGCUGGAACAAUAUGGAAUUAGAGUGAAACAGGCAAAGUGUAGUUUUAUGCAAGAAAGUGUGGAGUAUUUGGGGCACCAAAUUGACAAGGAUGGCUUGCACCCAACAAAAGAAAAGGUGAGUGCCAUCCUUGAAGCUCCUGAACCCAAAAAUAUUGGAGAGCUAAGAUCAUUUUUAGGCCUACUCAAUUAUUAUGGAAGGUUUCUGGCUAGAUUGUCUACAGUAUUACAGCCACUUCAUGAGUUGUUACAAAAUGAUAAGACAUGGGACUGGUCUUCAAAGUGCAAAGCAGCCUUCAAUCAAUGUAAAUAA
Polypterus senegalus (gray bichir) is the source of this 1233-nucleotide messenger RNA. RefSeq lists its product as uncharacterized. The transcript has a single exon. Lineage: Eukaryota; Metazoa; Chordata; Cladistia; Polypteriformes; Polypteridae. The record is from RefSeq and is a predicted model, not a curated record. The coding region runs from base 1 to 1233 and encodes 410 amino acids.